CGCGGUCGGGCCGGGAGCUGCGGCGCCGGAGCGGGGCAGGUGCGGGAGCAGGCAGGGGAGCCGGCAGCGGCCCCGGGCCCUAUGGUGCCGGGCGGGACCCGGACCCCGCUCCCCGCCUUCCAACGGGGCCCGCGGAGCGCCUUCGGACGGGCACUGGGCGGGCAUGAGGACGCUGCCGAUCCUCCUGCUCUCGCUCUGCUGGAGCCUGCCCCGGGUGAAUGGUGUCCAUCCAGAAUGCAGAUUUCAGCUGGAGAUUCACAAGGAGGAAACCAGGUGCAUGGAACUUCUAAAGAAUGCAAAGCCAAUGGACUACAAGGGAUGUGUUGGAGUUUGGGAUAACAUCACCUGCUGGCGUCCUGCAAAGAUUGGAGAGACUGUCACUGUCCCUUGUCCAAAAGUUUUCAGCCUUUUUUCUGGAAAACCAGGAAACAUUAGCAAAAAUUGUACAAGUAAUGGGUGGUCGGAUAUAUUUCCUGACAUCUUAAGCACUUGUGGAUAUAAUGACUACGAAGACGAUUAUAAGGUCAACUUCUAUGUGAGGGUGAAAGCAAUUUAUACUCUUGGACACAGCGUAUCUCUGAUUGCUCUUACAACAGGAAGUAUAAUUCUUUGCCUUUUCAGGAAACUUCAUUGUACUCGGAACUACAUCCAUCUGAACCUGUUCCUCUCUUUCAUUCUAAGAGCAAUCUCUGUUUUAGUCAAGGAUGAUAUUCUUUAUUCCAGCUCCAACACAGCUCACUGUCCAGAGGAUCAAACCUCAUGGGUGGGCUGCAAGGCAAUUCUGGUGUUUUUUCAGUACGGUGUUAUGGCAAACUUUUACUGGCUCUUGGUAGAAGGACUUUACCUCCACAUCCUCCUUGUGCUAAUAUUCUCCCCCAACAGACACUUCACGAUCUACCUGCUGAUAGGAUGGGGAAUUCCUACAAUAUUCAUUAUUACAUGGACAGUGACACGGAUCAUUCUAGAGGACACUGGCUGCUGGGAUACAAAUGAGCAUGGUGGUCCCUGGUGGGUUAUACGAAUACCAAUUUUAAUUUCUAUUAUAGUGAAUUUUAUACUUUUCAUUAGCAUUAUAAGAAUCUUACUGCAGAAGUUAAGAUCUCCAGAUGUUGGAGGAAAUGACCAGUCACAAUACAAGAGACUUGCAAAAUCCACCUUGCUGCUGAUUCCUUUAUUUGGAGUUCACUACACAGUGUUUGCUCUGUUUCCUGACCGCAGUUCCAACAAUUAUAAAAUAAUCUUUGAGUUGUGUUUGGGAUCUUUUCAGGGGUUGAUUGUUGCAGUCCUGUAUUGUUUUUUGAACAGUGAAGUGCAGGGGGAGCUGAAAAGAAAGUGGCGGAGUUUGUGCUGGAAGCAGACAGCAGGCAGAGACUACAGACUCCACAGCUCAUCCAUUUCCCGAAACGGAUCAGAAAGUGUUUCCCAGCUCCACAGGAAUUCAAGAGCUCACUCCUUUAUGCAGACAGAGACCACCAUGAUAUAAAUGAGCUAGGUCCCCCCAAAACAUGAAAAACUGUGGGAUAUAUCAUUCAUUAUGCAGCUUGAUGUGAUAUUUUAUAACAUGUACAGUUUAGUGCUUUGCUUUUCUACAUGUUGGUACUUGGGGAAUUGGUUUGUGCAGCCAAGCUAUUAUUAAUGGAGAAGCCUGCCCCAUGGAUGCUUUCUGUUUUGUUCAAAUUGUAUUCAUAUUAAUUCUGGUGUUCUCUUGCAGUUUACUAGCUAUAACAAUUCAAAAAUUCAUUUUCCAUAAAGGUCCCUUUACCUUCCAAAAUGGCUAUAAGAUCCAUGCAGGGUAUCCUACUCAAUGCAGAUUUCUUUGGCACAUGUAAAGGGUUAAGAUGGGAAGAAAAUUUCUUACACUUUAUUUAUACUUAAGGAAACAUUGCCUUAAGGAUUAGGAAAUUCUUUUCUAAUUAUGGAAAAUAAAAAAUAAGACAAAACCAAGACCAUAAUUAACCACACUGGGAGUUCAGUGUGCUAAUCCAGGAAAUCAUUAACAUGAUUUACAAGAGAGGGAAAAAGGUAGUACUUCUAGGCUAAUGGUACACAUUUCAGAGAUUACUUUCUACAGAGUUUGAUUCCAAUCCUAUUGUUACUUUCAAAAGUGCCUGGUUUGAUGUUUGGGUGCAGAGUGUAGGGCUAUUUUACAGGCCAUACAGAAAAAACUGACAUAUUACUUCUGAAUAUAGUAGUUCUCAGUUGUUCUCUUCUGUUUCAAGUCAGAGAUUUGUGUUGAUCUUUCAUGAAGGAGUUUUCUGAAGAGGUAUGUUCUAUUGCUAAAGCAGCCUGGCAAAGGAUGAAAAACAGCCUUGGAUAGCUCAUUACACAUGGAAAAUACCAUUUUUUACAGUAUUAUCAUUGAACUCUGUCUCUAGCAACUACAUAUUUGACUGCAAAACACAAGGAAUAUUGCAGUGAAGUUGCAACUCAGAUUUAACAAAAAAUUUAAAAGGUUUAGGUUUAUUCAGUUCUGUAUCUAUCUGUUUAAAAUUUAGUCCUGACUGUGGCUCCAGGAAAAAAAAAAAAUUAGAAUCCCUAAAAAUUACCAUAAAAGGCAUAAAGAAGGAAUUUUCAAUAAUGUCAAGCCUCUUAUGUAGCCUUGUUUAAAAAAAAAAAAAAAAGGCAGAGAACUGACAGUCUUAUAAAAAUAUACAUAACAUUUCCUCUCUUUAAAAGAAAUAAACCCAGUCAUGUUCUUUUCCCAUGUCAAUGUUUAACCAUGUCCACCCUACAUUACAAGUGGAAGUAAUAUGUAUUUGCAUGAGUACCUCCACACCAACCAUUGCCCUCAUAUUUCAGAUAACAGAUUUUAUGGAGCCAGCAGAAUCCAAGGUCCCUACUCUUGUCAGAUAAAGGGAAGAGCAGCAGCAAGGGCAUCCCUUGGCAGGCAUAUUUGUACAUCCUUGAAAAUAUUACCAGUACUGGGAAUAUUGUCAGCAGCUGUCUAAGUGUGUUACAACUCUUGGUGUGAUUUAAUCCAGCUAUUUAUCAGUCAAACACAAUUUGUUUUAAUGGGAUUGUCAUGGAGUAACACAAAGUUUUGUCAGACCAAAGAUAGAAAGAACCCAUGGUUCACAUGACUGCUGCAGAACCUCGUGAAUAUUACAUGACACCAGCAGGUAUCAUUUGAGUUAAACAAUAAUCAUUCAAAGAAUUGUUACUUACAAAAAUUGAAUUUAAAGGAGCUAUUGAUCACUUUCAGAUUAUUCAUAGUGUUUUCUGUUUGGCAAAGUAACUGUGAGAUUCUGGGUGGAAGUUGGGGGCCCAAGAACAUUCCCAUGGGGUCUGAAGAUGUGCCCCUACACAUGAAUUUAAACUCAAUAUAUUCCCAAAGACUUUAGACUGAGGAAACUGCUAAAAUUUAGUAUGUUUCCUGGAUCUCUUGAGAAACUUGUCACAAGCUCUUAACUACAAAUAUGUGAAGACCCACUGGAGCUUUGGGAGAUGCUUUUACACCUAAAUUAAACACAUCUGUGCACAUUAGGAUUCUUUGUCUGCAGUGGCACUGGGACUGCUCAGUUCCCUGAGAUGAGACGUGCAGGAUGUUCUUUUUUCCCCUUAAUUUCUGGUGUAGAAAGGCACACGUGACAAGCAUUCAAGUGUGCUCAUCUUUGUGCUCAAAUGAGGUUAUGUGAGCGAGUUGACACACAGACAGAAUGAUAGCACAGAAAUAGAUGUUUCAGGCAAUCAUUUCCAUCAGUCUGUUCUGCAUGAUGCAUCACCAAUUAUAUGUGUUUAUAACACAUUGUAUCUUAGAGAAAACUGUCUUUGUUCUAAUUAGGUGAGCAUGAAAAAAAAUCUGCAUUUUAAUUAUUUCUGGGUUAUAAAAAAGAAAAGCCUUAAUAAGAAAAUACAUUUUAUACUGCAA
Onychostruthus taczanowskii (white-rumped snowfinch) is the source of this 3868-nucleotide messenger RNA. RefSeq names its product vasoactive intestinal peptide receptor 2 (gene VIPR2). The record is from RefSeq and is a predicted model, not a curated record. Bases 164 to 1483 code for a protein of 439 amino acids. Lineage: Eukaryota; Metazoa; Chordata; Aves; Passeriformes; Passeridae. Gene Ontology annotation, cellular component: plasma membrane. Gene Ontology annotation, molecular function: vasoactive intestinal polypeptide receptor activity; peptide hormone binding; G protein-coupled peptide receptor activity. The transcript is spliced from 13 exons. Gene Ontology annotation, biological process: adenylate cyclase-modulating G protein-coupled receptor signaling pathway; cell surface receptor signaling pathway.